AUGUCCGAGAGCAAGGCCGCCGCUGUGGCCCUGAAGGCUGCCGUCGAGAAAGUCCAGCCCGAGGUGGACGCCGUCAAGAGGAAGCAUCAAGAUGAGGCCAAGCAGGCUGAGGAGAAGCUUCGCGAAGAAAGGAAGCAGAAGCACGAGCAAACAGUCGCGCUUCACAAGAUUGCCAUCAGCACACAGAUUGAGAAGGAGCGAUUGGAGGCUGGCCUUGUGGACAAGAGUAGGCCAAAGGUUGCCUGCUACAAGAAAGUCUUCGCGAACGUGAAGGAACUCCAGCAGGAGCUCAAGGAUCUGGAGGUCAGCGGGACUGCCAACCGGAAGAGUCAGGGCAUCCUGCAGCACACGCUGCGAGCCCUGGAGUCCCGGGCGGCCAAGGCAGAGAGUGACGCCAAAGGGAAGGUGCUCUUCGGUGAGGAGGAGCAAGACGUGAAGGACUUCAAACCGAGCUCUCAGGUGCUCAAAAAGCAAGAGAAGAGCGUGGAGCAAGAGGAGCAGUUCCAAGUCCAGCUCGAGUCCGAGGUGCAAAGCCUGCGCGCGGACUUAGAAGCGAAAGCCAGCCGCGAGGCCGGCAGCCUCGGCGCCCAGCUGCGCCGGGAGGCAGAGGAGGUUGGCCAGGCGGCAGCAUCUGUGGAACACCGCAUCGCCGGCUGGAAGGAGCGGGCGGAGGCUGUUCGGCAGUGGCUCGCAGAGGUGGUGCCGGUCGCAAAGUCUGCAGCGCAGAUCGUGUCAGCCGCCGAGUUCAUCAAGGCCUGCCAGGUGCCCGAGCCCGCCCACACUUACGGCGCUUGCCUCCGGGCGGUGGCAAAGCAGGUGAUCUCGCUGGAGGGCCAGGCCGAGAAUGUUGCCAGAGGGGCGUCCUCGCCGCGCGAAGGCGACCUGACGCAGCAACUGCAACGGCUCAAGUCGACCUUGAAGGCCCUUGGCGAGCUGCGGACCACCUUCCCUGACCUCCCGGAUGUCCGGAGCUCGCCGAACGCGGCCAAAGGGAGGAGGCGGCUAUACGGCAGGGAGGAAGAGGAGGAGGACGAUGCAGAGGCAAAGCCCGGCAGUGGCAAUGGAUCGAGGAGGCCUUCCACUAACGGCCCUCCGCCUCUGCCGCUCUCCGCAGCUGCGGAGGGUGGUGACGAGGAGACGGACACUCCGCGGGAGGCCUGGGCUUCAAGAGAUCCUGGAACGCGUGGUAAGACGGACCACCUUCCGGCUUCUAUCCAGGUCAACCGACUGCGCCUGCGAGUGGCCGAGCAGGGUGAUCCCGCCAACCCACUAGUGCUGCUCAUCCAUGGCUGGCCAGAAUGCUGGUUCUCGUGGCGCUGGCAACUUCCCGCACUAGCGAAGGCGGGGUAUUAUGCGGUGGCGCCGGACAUGCCGGGCUAUGGCGGUUCAGACUCUCCCAAAGAGGUCGCCCGCUAUGACUCCAAACAGAUUGGCCAGGACAUGCUGGCACUUCUAGAGGCUUUGGGCAAGCCCUGCUAUGCCCUGGUUGGCCAUGACUGGGGUGCCCUUCACGUAUGGCUCCUGGGCAGUAUGCAUCCGGAAGCCUUUCCCCGGCUUUGUGCCAUGAGCGUGCCGCCGAACCUCCUCCUGUCCAAGCGACCUCCGGUAGCGAACCUUACUUCCAUGCACGGUGACUACUUCAACUACAUUGCCUAUCACAAUGAGUACAAGCGCUACGGAGAAACCUGGCCGGUCGACGAUCCCACUGCCGUCUCGGGUCCCGCAGAUCAAGAAUACGACUCCGAUCCGGAAAACUUCUUGCUUCGCUGCUACCUGUCUGGGGCUUGGGGAACAUCCCAGGUGAAGGCCAUCCCCUUCGAGGCCGGCCGUAACAAGGAUCCGAAGCGUGCCAGCGGUGGAUUCCUGGAUCGGCUUCCGCAGCCGCGCCCUGGGGCACCUCUGCCCUCAUGGCUUCCUCGUCCGGCCCUUGAUCGCUUCGUCGACGAGUUCCGCAAGUCGGGAUUUCGUGGAGGGGUCAACUACUAUCGCUGCCUAGAUCGGAGCUGGACACAAGCGCAGGAGUCUUUGAAGAAAACCGGGAGAAAGGUCCUGCAACCCCUGCUGUUUAUCGCGGGGGAACUGGAUAUGGUCAUCGAAACGAACGGUGGUAUGGAAGGUUCGACGGCUGCGCUUCGACGGGCAUGUGCCGACCUGCGCGGGGUCGUGUACAUUCCGGACUGCGGCCACUGGAACACCCAGGAGAAGCCGCACGAGACCAAUGCCGCAUUGCUCGGGUUCUUGGCUGCGACGAAGGACUUGAGCCCAGGUGCGACGAGCCGGCUCUGA
Symbiodinium natans is the source of this 2286-nucleotide messenger RNA. NCBI's taxonomy places the organism in Eukaryota, Dinophyceae, Suessiales, Symbiodiniaceae. The record is from the annotation of a GenBank genome assembly.